AUCCUAACAACUUCGUCCAACUUUUCUUGUCCAGUUACCACUAUAUAGGGGUAUAUUUCAAGCAUCCAACCACAUUUAUCAACGUAACCUAUGGAACUACCUCCCGACUUCGAUGCUUCCAAGCCGAUCAGGCGGAGGAAGGGCCGUGGCUCAGCGUCAUACGCCAUGGGACCGUCGCUCGAGUCGGCCCUGGAGGAGGAGCGUUUGGAGGUUCUGAAGUUGCUCGAAACGCCGUCUACCACCACACGCACCCAUCGCGGCUCCAACAGCAGCGAUACAAGCGCUCCUCUCGCCAAAGUGCCUUCUCCGCCCCUCGGGCAGCAAACACUAUCUCCCUAUGCUAAUACACCGUUCGCUCACCGAGCCGGUCAGUCUGGCGCACACGGGGGUAUUCAGCGAAGUGCGUCACCGUCUCGCUAUGGCCUUGCACUAGACAUCGACCUCAAAAACGCAGCAAGGAGGCUGUCCGACCAUGCUAUGGCGAAGAGUGGUGGUAUCCUCGCUGAUUUGCCAGAAUCACGUCACAGACGCAAUAGCUCGAUGGAAAACAACGAGCAGAUCAUGGUGGACACGGAUGUGGACCAAGCAGUCGAGGAAAGCAGUGAGGAGGAAGAGGAAGAUUCUGAUACUGAGUCGCGCUCUACAACUCCGCUUACGAGCCCGCGUGGAUCCAUGACUGGCAAUAGACCUGUUAUGAGUCUUACAGCGGCUGCGGAAGCUGAGAGGUUAGAGGUUGUCAGCACGAUGCCGAAGAAGUUGCCGAGUCAGACUCCGACGACGAAUAAGCCGCUGAGCAGACACACGCCUCUCGUCCUCAUCUCGGAUUCCACGCCGGCGGCAAUGAAGAAGAAGGGUGUCCGUCCGGCCAGCGCGUUCGAUCCUCCGAGUGGAGCUACCACUCCUUAUUCGAGUGACCAAGAAGAAUUGGAAAGACAAGUGCUGAAAGCGGCAAAGAUGACGAUGGAUAUCACACCUAUCAGCGCGCACAGGGAAGCUGGACGAACGACGCAGACCGUAACGAGAGGAAACUGGGAAGAUCUGUUACGGGAGGAGAAAGAGGGGAAAAGGCGUGCGACCUGUCGAGGAUAUCUUGUACCGACGGAUUUGUCUGCCGAGGCACAGUAUGCGCUCGAGUGGACGAUCGGUACCGUGUUACGCGAUGGGGAUAUCCUCUACGUCGCGCACGUUCUCGAGAAUCCGGCGUUCGCGGGGAACAUUGAUCAUCGACUACAGAUUGAGCAGAUUAUGGGUUUGGUCACCAGAUUGUUGAGGCGAACGAGGUUACAGGUCAAGGUCCGUGUAGAAGUCAUUGAGACAACUACACCGGCAAGGUACAUGUUGGUGGAGAUGAUCGAUGUCUUGGAGCUUACGAUGGUUAUUGUUGGGAGUCGGGGACGGUCGGCGAUUAAGGGUGUGUUGCUGGGAAGUCUGAGUAACUAUAUCGUGAACAAGUCUUCGGUGCCGGUCAUGGUUGCAAGGAAGAAGCUGAGAAAGACGAAGGGUACUGGGAGGAGGAGUAGUCAGAGGCCAGUUAUUCAGUUGGCAAAUAACUUGAGUAUGGCGAAGAUUGAUUAAGUAUGGAUAUUGGAGGAAGUGGACAGGGGAUGUGGAGUAGGGGCCUAACGGGAAAGAUACACGGCAAGGACCGGGCCCUGGCGUUCGUUGCACGAGCAGCUGUUCUCUCCUUACUACUUUUAUCACAAACUUGGAUGUUGGGAGCAUUCUUACUUCAGCGAGUCAAACAGAAUGAUACUUGUCGAACUUC
This is a messenger RNA of Saitoella complicata NRRL Y-17804, 1765 nucleotides long. RefSeq lists its product as uncharacterized. The transcript is spliced from 3 exons. The record is from RefSeq and is a predicted model, not a curated record. NCBI's taxonomy places the organism in Eukaryota, Fungi, Ascomycota, Saitoellomycetes, Saitoellales, Saitoellaceae. Bases 91 to 1575 code for a protein of 494 amino acids.